This is a messenger RNA of Trypanosoma rangeli, 1473 nucleotides long. RefSeq lists its product as uncharacterized. The transcript has a single exon. Lineage: Eukaryota; Euglenozoa; Kinetoplastea; Trypanosomatida; Trypanosomatidae. The record is from RefSeq and is a predicted model, not a curated record. Bases 1 to 1473 code for a protein of 490 amino acids.
AUGCCGCCUAUUCUUCGGCUCUGUUUAUAUGCCGUCAGCGCCAACGGCAGCAAGGCGCAGCUGUGGCUCUCCUUUCCAAUUCUUCGCACCACCACUCCGAGGGAUAUUAUUCUGCUCGCGCGGCGGAGUGUGGAGGAACGCAUGGCAGCAGAACUGGAGAUGCAUGCGUCGUACGAGACCCAGUUGGCCUUUUGCAUGUGCAGCGUGAGGGGCCGAUUUGUGUUUCUGGGCACUGCGUCCAUGACGGAGGCCCACACGCCUAUUCUCGGGAUGCCCUUUUUCGAGGAGCUGCUGCGCGUGCAGCAGGAGACAAGGGAGGUUGCAUCCAAAGCACCGUGGGAGGGGUUUAUCUUCACACAAGGCAUCCUUGUUCCCGUGCCAGACCUGCUGCGACUCAAUCACAGGGCCCCCAGAGGGCGUGCGACAUCGUUCGCCUUCUGUGAAACGGUGGUGGUGCCGCUGGAGCUGGGCAGUGAUCCUGUGGUGGACGAUAUCGUGCCGUCCGUGGCAAUGAGAGCCACCGAUACGGAGCUACCCCCGCACGACUUUGAAUUUCCCGUGUCGUCCACCUUUGCUUCCUCCUCCGUCGUUCCCACAGCCGUGGAGAAUACGUCUCUUUUCACCCCAGCAAGGACUCAGGCAGACAGUGCCACGUCUAUGCUUGUAAAGUACGUGAACUUUGCUGGCCGAACAUACAUGACGAGGGUGCGACUAACGGAAACGCCGUCGCUGCAGUCGGUGAUGUCGGAGGCGUGUGCGGCUUUCAGUGCCCAGGUUGGAUGUGUCUUUCAGCCGUGCAACAUGCAAUUAAUGUGCAGCCGCGACCAUGGGACUCCGCACUCAGUGGACGACGACAAUGCGCUUCGCGACUCUCUGACAGGUGAGGGUGUGCAUUUUUAUCUCGCGGUAGACGGGCGGCUGCUGGCAUCCUCUUCGCCCCAUCGCUUGGAGGUCCCAGAGGGGAGACCUGUGCUGAUGUUGAAGGAGACGCAAAAUGACCUUCUCGAGACCGUGGCUGACGCCAACAAACCGGACUCACCCUGGGCGCUGGCCACCAGUGCCGCGACACUGCGACAGCUCGGAGGCCUCCAUCCUACACCGAUCUUUUCACCACAAGACCGUCUAUCGGUUCUGCGCACGAGGCCCACGCCACUGUUAGGGCCGUCAACGAGCGCCACAGUGGCGAACAUGCGUCAUGAAGAGGACACAGCCCGACUACGUCUUGCCUCCGCCCAUUUCUCCCUGGACGAGGCCCGGCGAAAACACAAGGCGGCUGUACUGGUGUCAGACCACGAUGCCACAUAUGAAGGGCUCCGCAAGAAGAAGGCAGUGCUGACUGAAGAGUGGACUGAAUGUGUCAGCGCGGAGCGCGACUGUCAGCGGCUAGAAACGCUUGUCGCCUGGCUUGAAAAGGACAAGGCGGAUGGUUACGCGAGGCAGGAGAAACUCAUUCGGGCUCUCUAUGCUGCAUAA